Messenger RNA from Talaromyces amestolkiae, 699 nucleotides. RefSeq lists its product as uncharacterized. Bases 1 to 699 code for a protein of 232 amino acids. The record is from RefSeq and is a predicted model, not a curated record. NCBI's taxonomy places the organism in Eukaryota, Fungi, Ascomycota, Eurotiomycetes, Eurotiales, Trichocomaceae. The transcript has a single exon.
AUGUUGACUGUACAUCAUCUCGAGUGCAGCCAAAGUGAGCGCAUUAUCUGGCUCUGCGAAGAACUUGGGAUCUAUUACGAGUUGAAACGGUACAAUCGAAACCCUGUAUUUGCUCCGCCUGAGCUGAAAGCGCUCACUCCCAUGGGCGGCGCCCCGGUAAUCACGGACUCUACUUUCGAUCCUUCCAACCCCCUUACUUUGGGUGAAAGCGCGGCGAUUGUCGAGUACAUCAUUCAUAAACAUGGAGACGGGCGACUGAUUUUACCUCCGUCUCAUAAAGAUUACACCCAUUACCUUUACUGGUUUCACCAGUCCAACACCAAUUUGCAGGGCGCCAUAUUCAGAGCUCUGCUUGUUGGGCAGUUGAAGUUGGCACCUGAAAACCCCAUACAAAAAAGCGUAAAUGCCAAAGUGAAGGCAGUCUUGAAUAUGCUCAAUGAUCGGCUCAAUCGGGUGACCUGGUUGGCGGGAGACCAGUUUACAGCAGCGGAUAUCAUGACAGUCGUUUCCGUGACGACAAUGAGGCUUUAUUAUCCUAUUGAUCUUACGGGUUACGAAGGUAUCCUUUCAUGGUUACAGCGUGUUGGAGAUCGCCCAGCUUACAAGUCUGCUAUGCAAAAAGGCGACCCAGAAAUGGCUCCUUGUUUAGGAGCCGCAACACCAGACCUAUUCCCGGCGUGGGCUGCUAUAGUGCAGUAA